Nycticebus coucang (slow loris) is the source of this 4910-nucleotide messenger RNA. It is a transcript of the gene SLC26A6, whose product is annotated as solute carrier family 26 member 6. Gene Ontology annotation, cellular component: membrane. The transcript has 20 exons. Bases 2106 to 4334 code for a protein of 742 amino acids. The record is from RefSeq and is a predicted model, not a curated record. Gene Ontology annotation, biological process: transmembrane transport. Lineage: Eukaryota; Metazoa; Chordata; Mammalia; Primates; Lorisidae. Gene Ontology annotation, molecular function: chloride transmembrane transporter activity; bicarbonate transmembrane transporter activity; secondary active sulfate transmembrane transporter activity.
GCAAAGCGCCGCCUUGGUUCUCAUUGUCCGCUGGUGACCCCGCGCUAACGCCGGGCCUGGAGCUGGCAUCUACCGCCUGCGACGCCUCGGUUUAUCUUUUCGUAGAUUUUCUGCAGGCGAUUGCCCAUUUGUGGCAAAGAAUGAGGGCGGGAUCCAGCACGACCCCAGGCCUUGCGGGCUGUGCGGGUAGCUAGGGAGUGCUGCCCGAGUGCUAACCCGGGGCCGCAGGGAGGCAGCAGCAUGCGGGAGAACCCCGGUCCAGGAAUUGUGCCGGCUGGGGUGCUUGGGGGCCUGAAAUCGCUGCAAGAGAGUCCCUGGCCGGGGCCCGUGAAUUAACAGCUUUCACCUGGGGUUCCGAGUCCACCCGGGUUUACAAUUUACCUGAUAGUGAGAUCUCCCAGCCCUUUUGGCCUGGGCGCCCUCCUGGGGGGAGGGGCCAACAAUCCAGGCUCCGCCAGUGAGCGCGGAUACUGGGUAGUGUGGGAGGGAAUUCUUUAAAAUUACCUGGGGCGUCUCAGGAGAAGAGUGAGGGCAGUCUAAGAUCUCCUGGAAAGGGUAGAGCCAAGAACUCUGAGGAUCUUCCUUGUACCCACUCCAUUUUCUCCUCCAACCGGGACAUCCAGGUUAGCAAUCCUUCUCAGGUAAGUUCCCGUCCCUCAGGUAGGAUCCUCUCUCCAGGUCAGAGCUAGACCAGAACUUUCCUGACAGGUGAAAGCUUUCCCUCUAACAGGCUAGAGCUUCCCCCAGGUAACAUUCCACCCCCACCCCCACCCCUCGGGAGAUAUUUCCAGGUAAGUACUUUCUCCCAGUCAAUGUGGGAGCCUCCUGCCAGGUCAGGGCUUCCCUCCCCUAGGUGAGAGUACCUCCUCUCCCCCACGGUCUCUUAUUCCCAGGUAGGAUAUUUUUUCCACUUCAGGUAGGAGCCUCUGGGCAAAUAAGCAAUUCCUCCUAUAUCAGAAUUUGCCUGGCUGGUGAAAGCUUUCCUGGAAGGUCAGUUGAAGCCUCUCUAGGUGAGAUUCCCCCCAGAAAGCUCCUUUUCUCAGGUAAAAUCUUUCCACCACUUCAAAUGGAUACUUCCCUUUCUAUCUGGGAGCCUCUCCCUCUAAGUGAGAGCUUCCCGCUCCAUGAAAGAUCCCUUCUCCUCAAGUGAGAACCAUCCCUUGGUUUUCCCAAACUAGGCUUGAGCUGUCUAAACCUGGACCCUGGGGAUGGAGGCCAAGGGGCAACCUUAGCCUCAAAGCAAUCCUUCCCUUAGAGGGGAAGGUCUCUACUGGAAGCCUGAGUUUUGGAGAGGGAGUUGCUUAAGGAACUGGACCCCUGGUUUGCUACAUCUCUUCCCUAAGUGUUCUCUGAGCCAGCCCAGCUAGCACUGGACUCCUGGGGUAGCUGGAUAAGGACUUGAGGACUGGAUGCAGACUAGCUAGGGGAAGAAAAGGAACUGGGAGGUGGUGUCCGUAGCUCAGUGGAUAGGGCACUGGUCACAUACACCGAGGCUGGCGGGUUUGAACCGGGCUCAUGCCAGCUAAACAACAAUGACAACUGCAAUAAAAAAUACCCAGGCAUUGUGGCAGGUGCCUAUAAUCCCAGCUACUCAAGAGGCUGAGUGAGGCAAGAGAAUCAUUUAAGUCCAAGAGUUUGAGGUUGCUGUGAGCUGUGACACCCCAACACAGUGACGGCAUAGUGAGACUGUCUCCAAAAAAAAAAAAAAGAAAAAGAAAAGGAGCUGGGAGAAAGGGGCUAGGAGGGAUGGUCAGCCUUGGCCCCCAGAGUAGUAGAAUGCUCAGGACUGGGCAGCCGUACCUGGGCUAUAGGUGUGGGUUAUGCUCAUCCUGCUGUCCCUUGUUGGGGGACUUUGGCCCAGAAAGACUUUUCCACCAGCCAAAGUUCAGGUACUGCCCUGCCUGGGUGUGGGCACGGGGCCUACUGAGCCAGCUGGGACUUGACCAACUGUACCUUGAUCUUGGGACCUUGAAAAAUCAGUGGGUGACUCUCUGGUCCCAGGUAGAGUUUUAGGGGAGGUUGGACCAGGGGUGUCCUCACUGUAUCUCUGGUCUUGCCACACCAGACCAAGGGACACACAGGCACUGCUGUCCACAACGCAGGCAAUGGAGCUGCGGAGGAGAGACUACCACGUGGAACGGCCAUUGUUAAAUCAGGAGCAGUUGGAGGAACUGGGGCACCAGGGCUCAGCACCUGGGACCCGCCAGUGGCGAACCUGGUUGCAGUGUUCCCUUGCGCAGGCCCGUGCUCUUCUGCUCCAAUGGCUCCCAGUUUUGGUCUGGUUACCCCGGUAUCCUGUGCGUGACUGGCUCCUAGGUGACUUGUUAUCUGGCCUGAGUGUGGCCAUCAUGCAGCUUCCACAGGGCUUGGCCUACGCUCUCCUGGCUGGGUUGCCCCCUGUGUUUGGCCUCUAUAGCUCCUUCUACCCUGUCUUCAUCUACUUCUUGUUUGGCACUUCCCGGCACAUCUCCGUGGGGACCUUUGCUGUCAUGUCUGUGAUGGUGGGCAGUGUGACAGAAUCCCUGGCCCCAAAUGAGAACUACCUGCAGGCCUCAAACUCCACGGUGAACGAGACGGCCAGAGAUGCUGACCGGGUGCAGCUGGCCUCUACACUUAGUGUCCUGGUCGGCCUUUUCCAGGUGGGGCUAGGUCUGGUCCACUUCGGCUUUGUGGUCACCUACCUGUCAGAGCCUUUGGUCCGUGCCUAUACCACAGCUGCAUCCGUUCACGUCUUCGUCUCACAGCUCAAGUAUGUGUUUGGCCUCCAUCUGAGCAGCCGCUCUGGGCCACUGUCCCUCAUCUAUACAGUGCUGGAGGUCUGCUGGAAGCUGCCCCAGAGUGUGGUCGGCACUGUGGUCACUGCAGCUGUGGCAGGGGUGGUGCUCGUGGUGGUGAAGCUGUUGAAUAACAAGCUACAGCAGCAUCUGCCUAUACCAAUACCAGGGGAACUGCUCACGCUUAUUGGGGCCACAGGCAUCUCUUAUGGCGUGGGCCUGAAGCACAGAUUUGGGGUGGAUGUUGUGGGCAACAUCCCUGCAGGGCUGGUGCCCCCAGUGGCCCCCAGCCCCAAGAUGUUCCCAGAGCUUUUGGGAAAUGCCUUCACCAUUGCCGUGGUUGGAUUCGCCAUUGCCAUCUCACUGGGGAAGAUCUUCGCCCUGAGGCAUGGCUACCGGGUGGACAGCAACCAGGAACUGGUAGCCCUUGGCCUCAGUAACCUCGUCGGGGGCAUCUUUCAGUGCUUCCCUGUGAGCUGUUCUAUGUCUCGGAGUCUGGUGCAGGAGAGCUCUGGGGGUAACACACAGGUUGCUGGAGCUGUCUCUUCCCUUUUUAUCCUCCUCAUCAUCAUCAAACUUGGGGAACUCUUUCAGGACCUGCCCAAGGCAGUCCUGGCAGCCACCAUUAUCGUGAACCUGAAGGGCAUGCUGAUGCAAUUCACUGACAUAUGCUCCCUCUGGAAGGCUAAUCGAACAGAUCUGCUCAUCUGGCUGGCAACCUUUGUGGCCACCAUCCUGCUAAACCUGGACCUUGGCCUGAUGGUUGCAGUAGUCUUCUCCCUGCUGCUCCUGGUGGUCCGGACACAGCUGCCCCACUACUCUGUCCUGGGGCAGUUGCCAGGCACAGACAUUUACCGAGAUGUGGCAGAGUACUCAGAGGCCAGGGAGGUCCCAGGUGUGAAGAUCUUCCGCUCCUCAACUACCGUGUACUUUGCCAAUGCUGAGUUCUACAGUGAUGCACUGAAACAGAGGUGUGGUGUGGAUGUUGAUCACCUCAUCUCCCAGAAGAAGCUGCUGCUCAGGAAGCAGGAGCAGCUAAAGUUGAAGCAAGUGCGGAAAGAGAAGAAGCUUCAGAAACAGGCUGCCUCCUCCAAGGACACCUCAGUUUCCAUUAAUGUCAACACCAGCCUCGAAGACAUCAAGAGCUACAAUGUGGAGGACUCCAAGCCCAAGCAGGUGAGCCCAGGGAAUAAACUGGAAGACACAGCAGCCAGUGGUCAAGAAGAUGCCAAGGCCCUAGACAUGUCCACACUGAAGGCCCUAGGCCUGCCUCAGCCAGACUUCCAUAGCCUUGUCCUGGACUUGGGUGCCCUCUCCUUUGUGGAUACUGUGUGCCUCAAGAGCCUGAGGAAUAUUUUCCAUGACUUCCAAGAGAUCGAGGUGGAGGUGUACAUGGCAGCCUGCCACAGCCCUGUGAUCACCCAGCUUGAGGCUGGACAUUUUUUUGAUGCAUCCAUCACUAAGAAGCAUCUGUUUGCCUCUGUCCAUGAUGCUGUCACCUUUGCCCUCCAACACCCGAAGUCUGGCCCGGACAGCCCUGUUUUGGUCACCAAACUCUGACCAUGCUGCCACCCUACCUGAGACUGCCUACCUCUCUCUGGAGGCUGUGAUGAGGUGCUUUUGAGAAACCCCCCACCCCUGGGCUGCCUCCAGGUCCCACCUAGGAGUCCCCUUCAUGCAUACACACACAUAACUCAGGGAUGGAGGUCCUGGGACUCCAAGUCAGUGUUCCAGGCCUGGGACAGUCAGGGUAGCACUGCCCAAAUGUGGGAAGGGAGCUGAUACAUGUAUUCAACCUCAGGAAUAAAGACUUGUCCUCCCAACUCCAGGCUGUGGUGUGGCUUGGUAUGGGUUUGGUGGUGAGUGAUCCAUAGCUCUGGCUUUGGCUCUUCUUAUGCCCCAGUGGGGUCAGAAGCUGAGGAGAAGAUUUAAAGAGGUGUGAGUCAGACAGGGUGAGUACAGAAGAGGAGAGUUGGGGGGCAUCACAGGUUCAGGUUCCCCCCAGCCAAGCCCAGCCUAGCCCAGUGUCAUCAGCUGUAAAGCAACUAGAAUUAGAGCUGCUUCUCAGGAAUGGUCUAUUCUUAGGUAUACCCCAUAAGGGGCAGGACAGGAUGGUGCUACUGGGCAGCCCCUGGA